GUAUUUCCCACAAUAACAUCCCAGGUCGAACACACUGACGCUGUCAUUUUGCCUCUGACCCCUCCACUCUCCUCUCCUCUCUCUCCCUCCCUCUCUCCCUCAUUCUGUCUCUAGCUGCCUGGUCCGGACCGAGGACGAACACCUUCUGGUUUCAGAUCCUGUCAUCCCCUCUGAUUGAUCAGACAUGAAGAAAUACAUCACAGGAGGCCCAGUGAAAGUACAAAUGAUGUAUAUAGAGCUUCUGGUGUUGGUGGGAGUCUUCGGUCUGAGUCGUGGUGCCAUUCAGAGACCAGACUAUGACGACACCCCAAAACCGGAGUUCCUUAAUCCGUCCUGGAUGGCGAGCAUCCCUGACGAUCAGCCGCUGUCUGAGGUCACCAUGCCGGGGACACACAACACCAUGGCCCUGUAUGGCGGUGUGUACGCCGAGUGUCAGACCUGGAGCCUGGCCUGCCAGCUCAGAGCGGGCGUCCGCUUCCUGGACGUCCGGGUCCGUCAUGUCAAAGGGAACCUCACCAUCCACCACGGGGUGUCUUAUCAGCGGGCGCACUUUGGACACGUGCUGGAGGGUGUGGCUGAGUUCCUUCAAGAGUUCCAGAGUGAGACAGUGCUGAUGAGGGUGAAGGAGGAGUUCAGCGAGACGUAUGACAUCUACGGAGCUGUGGUCGAUCACAUCCACCGCUACGCCCACUGGGACCUGCUGUGGCACAGCCGGCUUGUGCCCACCAUGGCAGAGGCCCGAGGGAAGCUCAUCAUCCUGCAAGACUUUUCUGGACCAGAUCUGGGGAUGCGCUACGGUUCUCUGGACAUAGCUGAUGACUGGAAGGUUCCAACACUCCUUCAUGUGGAGGAGAAAUGGCAGAGUGUCUAUGAUCACCUGGAAGCUGCACCCACAGGAAACAAAGGCCAGGUUUUUCUCACCUUCAGCAGUGGGGCCGGUGUGUUCGCGUACCCCAGAGCCGUCGCUCAGCGCGUAAACCCGCAGCUGUACGACUACCUGAGGGCCAAGACGGAUCUCAACCAGAGGCUUGGAAUCAUUUGCAUGGACUUUCCUGCAUCUCCCAUGAUUCAAAUGAUCAUCGAUUUCCAGCUAAAAGAGGUCAUCAAGAGAAGACAGGCCUUUCAAUCAGUCCCUAACAAGUUAAGUUUAAAAUAUAGAAUUUCUUCACUAAGAAAGAUGAUGAAAAAUAAAGCUGUAAACGUCUGAGCCAAAAUCACUGUAGUGAAUUACAGAUGCAACCAAAGAUACUGUAUACAAAAUGAAUGAAGUUUUCUGCAGGAAUAAACUGCUGUUUAAACUUUCAAAGUGUGUUUUAAUUGCUGCUUUGAAACAUUUUGACAAUCAACAUCAUCAGAGAGAGCAUUAGGAACCUUUAGUGAAGUCAAUUGAUUUAGAAAAACAACAAUAAUCUGGAAGUGUUUUGCUGACUUUACAAAGCUUUUUGGUUUGUUGAGUGGCUGGAAGUAGUCACAUUUCUUUGACACAGGGUGGCAGUGCAACUUCUUGGGUGUGCUUGUUGUUUGUGUCGACAGCUGCCUGGUAGCACACAAUUGUCAACCUUUGCAUCACAAACUCACUUCAACUGUAACAUAGCUUUUUUCAAAUCUCCAGCUGCCGGCUUCAUUCUUAAUCUAUCAGACAGACGGAUAGUUUCCCCUCAGCUCUACUAUCUUUGCAUGGUAUGCUGUUGCCUUUAAACAUUGAUAAAUAAUGAAAUGUUACCUCUACACUAUUAAAGGGACUAAACAUCCAUUUACAAGUCUUGAGUUUCUCCUUCAAGAGGCUCAAACACUGCCCCAAGUGAUCUCUUUACUUUCUAUCACUUGAGGCAGUUUUUUGUUUGGGCUUUGAGAAGAAAACUUCUCUCUUCUGUUUGAGGCUAGCUGCUCAAGACGACACAAGCAACAACUACCACACUGCUAGAAUCUUUCAACUGUGGACGGGCCAGUUGCAUUUUUGGUAAUGUAGCUUUUGAUUAGGAAGAAAGGUUGCCGUAAAAGAAGACAAAAUAUAUGUUUCUGUUGCAAGGAUUGAGAUGCUUUAAAAAACUGGAACACGGUAACAGAAGUGCCACAUUUAAGUAUCCUUUGAGUAUCCUUUAAUUUGACAUCAACAGAAGCCAUCUUUCUUUUGCAAGUCCCAACACUUUUAAAGUUGUGCAAUACCGAAUCUUAGAAGUCCUCUUUCAAGAUGGUUCAAUUCACAUCACAGCUGGAUUUCAGUCUUACUUUCCGACAUGCAGUUUCUAUUUAAAGGUUUGAUCAAUAAUAAAUAUGAGACCCUUUUUUAGAAAUCAUUUGAGUAUUUUGCAUCAUUUAUUUCAGCAGUAUUGCAUAUCUACUAAUAGCUGAAUGGAAAGCAAAAUCAUUAUCAACCACAAGCAGCUGCUUUGAAAGAAAUUGUAAAUGACAAACUGCGUGGUAAAAAACGCUCCCUGUGGGUCUAAUGAGUUCUGAUAAUACAGUAUUUACUCUGCAAAGGCAAAUGCAUUGCCUAGUCUUUUCUACACCUGACUAUCCCUCAUUUUGCCCCGUGCUUUCCCAGUAUCACUUUUAAUUUACUUCAAUGAAUUGCAAAAUGUUACAUUUAAAAGAAGAAGUAUGGUUUGCUAUCGCUAACACAUGAGAACAUGUGAUUGGUUGUGUGGUUAAAAAAACUCACUUUGCAUGCAGAAUGCCAGUCAGAUAACAGAGUUUGAUUUUUAUCAUGAUUUCCUCCUUGUUAAAAUGCACAGAGUGUUGCGAAACGGUUGUUGUAAUGUGGGCUUGUGACAAAAUGUGUCCACAUCCUGUCCAAACAGCAAAUGAUGUUAGAGUUGAGAGACUUUGUUAAAGAUAGGUGACGGCUCAUGCAUAGCGCUACGCUCACUUGGUGAAUACUGGAAGAAGAAAAAAGGCGUCAAAGUGCCUCGGAUCAAAGAUAAACAGAUAUGGAAGAGUCUCAACAGGUUGAAUUCAGGCCUCAAAGCGCCGUUCUGAUUUCAACAGUAGUUCUGAUCAACAUUAUGUGGUGGGUGGCUAUGAUAGCCUCCAUUGCUCUUGGGGCUACACAUCUGCACAACUGUCCACUUCAGCCCAACAUCCCCAUCUACCUGAUUGUGUUUGGAGUGACCAGCAUCCUCUCUCUAACUCUGACCUCCUUCAGCAAGAGAUGGGAGAGGAACAGCUGCACCUCCAUCCUGAUAACGUCCUGCAUGACCCUCCUGCACCUCUUCAAUUUGGCCUGGUUCAUCGCAGGCACCUGCUGGGUUUAUCCUAUAUACCCCCCCAACUACACACGUGGAGCUCCGUACUGUCACAAGACAACCUACCAGAUUGCCUUCAUUUUCACCACCCUGGUGUGGGUCGCUAUAGCUUGUACAUUCAUCUGUGGUUGUUGCGUCGCUCUGCUGGCAUGCUGUGGGACUGUCACAGUAAGACACAGGUUGAUACCCAACCGCAGCUCUUUCUAUGGUGCAACUAGGGAUUCUUCUGCUGCUGGUGAUGUGUGAUUUAAACCUUUGUUUUUGUUUUUUUAAAUGUUAAACAAAUUCGUCGUAACAAAUAGUUUGACAAGAGUGGAAUAUUUUACUGAUUCUGCUACUGCUCAGGAUUCUUUUCAUUAUUGUGUUAAUGUUGGUUUUUGUUAAUUUCCAUAGUACAGUGUGUGCACAAAGAUGUAAACUGCUACAAGAUUGUUAUCUCUGAAUGGUUCCUGUUAACACUUGAGUCAGUGCCUUGAGUCACUCAAGACUUGAGUUUUAUUUUUGUAACAUUUUAUUCAUUUUGUGUAUUUGUCUUUUUUCCGUCUAUCAGCUCUGUCCAUUUUAAUUAGACUAGUUGUUUCCGACAGAUCACUGUAUAGGGCUAGUCUGCUGAAACAGAACAACUAUGUGUCAUCACGUACUUCCUGUUUACACCCAAAUCUAACAGUUAGUGUUUGAGAAAAUACUUUGUAAGAUAGCCGUGUUCAUUGGCAGCUAAUACUUGAGUUUUGCCACUUUAAAUAAAGAAAAGCUGACUUUGA
Labrus mixtus (cuckoo wrasse) is the source of this 4006-nucleotide messenger RNA. RefSeq lists its product as uncharacterized. Lineage: Eukaryota; Metazoa; Chordata; Actinopteri; Labriformes; Labridae. Bases 185 to 1207 code for a protein of 340 amino acids. The transcript is spliced from 8 exons. Gene Ontology annotation, biological process: lipid metabolic process. The record is from RefSeq and is a predicted model, not a curated record. Gene Ontology annotation, molecular function: phosphoric diester hydrolase activity.